AUGGCAAUCAACAGUAGAAUAGCGAAAGUGGAAGGUGUUGAAGACCAAAAAUGGUAUCAUGGGAUGAGACCGAGACGGGAUAUUGAGUAAGUUUUGGGGAUUGACUGUUCUAAUUUGGAACCUGGCCAAUUUUAAGCGUAAAAUUUGAUCAAGGUUCUUUCAGCUCAAAAUCUCAUCCAAACCAAUAUUUCAGACACCUGCUCAUUCAAGAUGGCGAUUUCCUUGUCCGCGCAUCCGAUGGUCGCACCAACAACGUCGAAAUCAUUCUAUCGAUUCGUAGCGAAACCAAAGGAUUGAUUCAUUUGACAUUGGCGUGCACCGAAGGAAAAUGGCAACUUGGCCUAACUUCGAAGGGCAAAAAAGUGCAUCGCUUCGACACAAUUCCAUUGCUCAUCGAGCAUUACAAGAAGCACAAGUUGUCCAAUUCUCUUAUUUUGAAACGUGGUGUUCAUCGUCCGGAUUGGUUGAUAACCCACGAAAAAGUCACUUUUGACACGAAAAAAGAUGAAUUGGGAGCUGGCAAUUUUUGCACUGUUUAUAAGGGAAAAUAUGACAAAGGAGAUGAACAAGUUGUCGAUGUUGCUGUCAAACUUUGCCAUAAUAGUACAAAAGAUUCAGAAGAUCCGAAUAAAUCGGCUGAUGAAGUGAGAGCGGCAAGAGAAAUGAUGCUUGGCGAAGCAAAGGCAAUGUCACAUUUUGUUCAUCAAUAUGUUAUUCAAUUAUACGGUGUUGCAUGUGAUCAUCCGCCUGUAUUAAUUGUAAUGGAAUAUUGUCCAGGUGGAAGUUUAGAUAAACAUUUGCAAAAACAAGGAAAUGAUAUUGAAAUUGGCGAAAGAUUAUGCUAUAUUUUGGAAGCGGCAAGAGGUAUGCGAUAUUUGCACUCAAGAUCUUGUGUUCAUCGCGAUCUUGCUGCCAGAAAUUGCUUAAUCUCAGCCAAAGGAUUUAUCAAAAUAUCCGAUUUUGGACUUUCGAAAUUAUUGGAUGGAAAAGCGGAAGAAGAAACAGUUGAUGAAGAAUCUCCACAAAUCCCGCUUCGUUGGAUGGCUCCAGAAUCCUUGAAGAAGCCUAGAAAAUAUUCGAAAGCAUCGGAUGUCUGGAGUUUUGCUGUUCUCAUAUACGAAGUCUUGAAUAACGGACAAAAACCAUGGCCGGAUUGGCCGGCAAAGAAGAUCGCCACACACAUUCGCAAAUGUCAAAUGCCUGAUCUUGCCGAUUCGACACCAGCCGAACUCAAGGAAUUGGUUGGCAAGAUUUGGGUUCAGAAUUCUAGUGAUCGCCCAACAUUUCGUGAAAUUUGCUUGAAAAUCUGGAAAGUCUUGAAGAAGGUUCAACCGCCGAAGCCAAACAAGUUCGCAUUGAACAAACUGCCAGGAGUCGAGAGAACAAUCACGUUGAGAGUGAGUUUGGGGGAAUCUGGGUUGGAAAAAAUGAAAAUUCAAUAAAUUUUUACAGGAAUGCAACAACGAUGAUGACGACACCAAUCGCGAUUCUCAAGAUUUGCCAAACAACACCAACAAAUCGACCAUGGAAGACGAGAAAAAUGCGGCAUAG
Caenorhabditis angaria is the source of this 1551-nucleotide messenger RNA. The record is from the annotation of a GenBank genome assembly. Lineage: Eukaryota; Metazoa; Nematoda; Chromadorea; Rhabditida; Rhabditidae.